Messenger RNA from Camellia sinensis, 1453 nucleotides. The record is from RefSeq and is a predicted model, not a curated record. NCBI's taxonomy places the organism in Eukaryota, Viridiplantae, Streptophyta, Magnoliopsida, Ericales, Theaceae.
CUUGCUUGCACUUGAUGGAGCUAAGGAGAGACUUCAUUUGUUUCAAGCAUACUUACUGGAAGAAGGAUCAUUUGAUCCAAUAGUAGAUGGAUGUGAAGGUGUUUUUCACACAGCAUCUCAUGUUCAUUUUUCAGUGAGUGACCCAAAGGUAGAACUAAUUGAUCCUGCAUGAAGGGAACAGUUAAUGUGUUAAGAUCAUGUGCAAAAGUUCCAUCUAUCAAAAGAGUGGUUCUAACAUCUUCUAUGGUUGCGGUCAUUUGCAACCGAAAGAUGCUAACUCCUGGUUUACAUAUUGAUGAAACUUGGUUUUCUGAUCCAUUGUUUUGCAAGGAAUCAAAGACACAAAUGAAGGACCUUGGGGCGCAAUCCAAUGCUACAAAUGAAGAAAUUAUCACACAAGUUCUAGGGCCUGAGCGACUUGGUCGUGUUCGAACAUAUGAAUUGGGUCCUUCCCCGAUAGAUGUCUUUGGAGGCGGAUAUAGGCAAUCGCAAGAACAAACUCGUAUCAUCCAAACACAAGUCCAAGAGCAACUUAACCAAUAUAAAGCACAAAUGGAGAUGCAAAUGAAGGAGAUGAUGGAUGCUAUGCUUAAUCAACAGAAAGUACAAAUGGAGAUGCAAAGCACAAUCCAAGCUCAACAAGCACGAAUAGAGCAAUUGGAGUCUCAACAGGCCAUGGAUGGGCCUGUUGCACCAGCUGCUACACAUGUGCAUUCACAACAACAAUCCCAUGCAUACGCCUCAUCGUUUAAUUGUCAUCGUUCGCCCGAGGAAGUUCACAUAUCAAAGAAAGAAAAGAAGAAGAAGAAGAAGUAGAUAUGACAAACUCAGGCAUUGCUGUAUAGGCUAUCUGGUGAUUAUAAUCCAUUGCAUUCAGAUCCGAAGGUUGCAGAAAUUGCAGGGUUAGUGCACCAAAUAAUUCAAAACUGCAUUCUCUUGCCAUGUUUUUUUUUAUUUUUUUAUUUUUUUUUAACUCUCUAUUAGAUGUGCUGCUAUUGACUCCUAGAUUCAUGGAUCAAGCCAACUGCAUUUUUGGAGAUAUUAAUUUUUCCUGGAACUAUGCUUCAUUUCCCAUUGGCAAGUUUAUGCUUUUUCAGCCAACAUAAUAAAUAAUCAAUGAUUAUUGAUGCAUUCUUGGCUAUUUUAACUUCUUUAGAGCUUAUUCACCCCCAAAAAACUUUUGUAGAGCUAAGCAUCUAAACGGCAUAUGCUUUGUACAAAGGGGGGGGAUGGAGCUCACAUUCAACUCUUGCCUAUGACUGGAAAAUAAAACAAAGAGAAAAGGAAUAAAAAUUACAUUGGCAAGGGAAAAUAGGCCUUGGAUUGUGUAGUGUGGGUCAUUUCCUUUAGCAACAGUGGUUACAUCUCUUUUUCUUUGAAGACAUUUAAUCAGAUUACCUUCUCUCACACUGUUGCGCAUUGUCUUAUCCUUGCCAUUUAAUUUUCCAUUUUA